Molecule: messenger RNA, 2083 nt
Organism: Dioscorea cayenensis subsp. rotundata (Guinea yam)
Lineage: Eukaryota; Viridiplantae; Streptophyta; Magnoliopsida; Dioscoreales; Dioscoreaceae
Product: cyclin-A2-1
Exons: 12
Coding region: 197-1687 (496 amino acids)
Biological process (GO): regulation of cyclin-dependent protein serine/threonine kinase activity; mitotic cell cycle phase transition
Cellular component (GO): cytoplasm; cyclin-dependent protein kinase holoenzyme complex; nucleus
Molecular function (GO): cyclin-dependent protein serine/threonine kinase regulator activity
Source: RefSeq, a predicted model, not a curated record
CACUAUCACUCUCUCUUCUUUCUCUCUCUCUCUUGCUCUCCUCUCUUUCUCUCUCGUUGCUCCGCCGUCGGAUGCGAGCCCUCCGACGAUCCCCCGCGGCCGGGACGUUGUCGGAGCGCGGGGAGCUGCGGCGGCGCGAGGCUUAACGAGCUGCUGCUUGUUUGAAGUGUUGCAUUUGUUCUUCUAGCCUGUCUUUAUGGUCGGGAAGGAGAAUAAAAUGAUUGGUGGUUAUGGAGCCCCUACAGUUCGAAUCACUCGAUCUCGGGCUGCUGCCUGUCAAGCAAAUGGUGGGGUGCUUCAUCUGAAUCCACCUCUUGCAAAACCAGAAAUGAAGAGGACACAGCGGGAGAAUUCAAAGAGAACACUCAUGGAAGAGAACAGCCAUGCUGCUUGUUUGACUGCCAAUUGUCAACCAAAAAAGCGGGCUGCCCUUAAGGAUGUUCAAAACAUUCGCCAUAACAAUUUACCAAAGGAUUGCAUUGAUGCUCCAAAAAUGCAGCCGAGGGUUUUACAGCGGGUGAAGUUGGGCUCUGCUAAAGCUAAAUCUUGCUUAGUUGUGAAGAACUCCAAGCUAUGUUUGAUUGACAAAGAUACAAAUAAUAAGAUGGCUGACAGACAACAGGAGGCUGAGUUGAUGGGGUCUAAGGAAAACAAUGAUUUAGUGAAGUUGGAAGAGAAAAGUUUGGCAGCUGAAAAUGUUGACAGUAUCAAGGACGUAGAGAGCACAUGUGGCCCGGCUUUAUUUGAUGAGCAUAGUUGUGGGGCUGGACCUCAAUUUUUGGGACGCUUAAAGGAUGUUGAAAGUAAACUUUAUGCGGACUGUGUUGGACUACCAUGCUCAGACAUUAUGGACAUAGAUUGUGAUCAUGCAAAUCCUCAAAUGUGCAGCCUUUAUGCCCCUGAUAUAUAUGCUAAUCUACACACUGCUGAGCUUAUUCGAAGACCUUGUUCUGAUUUCAUGGAAAGAUUGCAGCGAGAUAUUACUCAUGGCAUGAGGGGCAUCCUUAUUGAUUGGCUAGUUGAGGUUUCUGACGAAUAUAGGCUUGUUCCAGAUACCCUCUAUCUAACUGUAUAUCUCAUUGACCGAUUUCUCUCUAAACACUAUAUUGAAAGACAAAGGUUGCAACUGCUUGGCAUUACCUGCAUGUUAAUAGCCUCGAAGUAUGAAGAAAUAUGUGCUCCUCGAGUGGAAGAAUUUUGCUUCAUUACAGACAACACUUAUACAAAGGGCGAGGUACUGAAAAUGGAGAGUGAGGUACUCAAUUAUCAGGGUUUUCACUUGUCUGUACCUACAAUAAAAACAUUUCUUAGGAGAUUUCUGCGAGCAGCACAGACUUCCUCUGAGGUUCCUACACCCGCCUUGGGGUUCUUGGCUAAUUACCUAGCAGAAUUGACGCUGGUUGAUUAUGACUUCCUAAAGUACCUUCCUUCAAAGAUUGCUGCGUCAGCUGUAUUCCUUACUCGAUGGACGCUAGAUCAAUCUGAACACCCAUGGAAUCCAACACUUGAACACUACACAUCAUACAAGGCUUCAGAUCUAACACCGGUAGUUCUAGCAAUGCAAGAUUUGCAGACAAACUUGAGAAAUUGUCCCCUAAAUUCAGUACGUGAAAAGUAUAAGCAGCAGAAGUUUGAGAAUGUGGCUACUUUGACCUCUCCAAAGCUGCCUCACUCACUCUUCUGCUGAAUGACUAUGUUGCUCCCCCAUUGAAGAGGAAGCUAUUAACAGAGGUUUCAGGCUAACAUUGUGGUAACCCUCAUUUUUCAAGGUUUCAGCAAAUUCUGUUUGCGGAUCUUCUCAGUGUAUUUGUUUUUCUCCUCUCCUCAGUUAUGGUAGCUGUAUCCUUAGUUGUUUUUUAUAUUGUCUGAAAAUUGUGCUCUGGUUGUUAAUUCCUGUCAUGCCUGUAAAGUUAAAAAAAGGAAAAAAAAAAAUUUAACAGAUACAUUGUUACAGCUUGAAAUUACAUGCCAAAUGGCUAACUUACUUCAAGCUUUCUUGUCAUGAUUGUUCGGUUUUGGCUUGUAACAAACUUGUGCUAUAUUUGGCAUAUUUAAUACAGAAUGAAUCAUAUGAUUUGCUUCA